UGCUGCUGCUUGGCUAAUUUUAUCGUGCCAGUUCAAGAGGGCAGGGACUAAAAGCAAUGUUACAAAACGAGGAAGAAGCAACAUGUCUGCUGUGACCGCUUGGAUUACAAAACCUGUGAUUCAACGUCCUGUAGACAUGAGUAAUCGCUCUCGAGGCUCCAGGGUGCGACAGCAUGUCCACUGUGAUUCCUGCUACAGCCGGCGCUGCAGGGCUCGGGUGGAGGUCUCUGUGUGCUGUGCGGUCAUCCCCUGCCGCCUGCUCUGUGGAGCUCUCUUCCACCUGUGUAAAGAGGAGGAUCACCUGCUGCUUUGCCCUAACGUGAGGGUGCCCUGCCUCAAUGCUGAGUAUGGCUGCCCGCUCCACCUGUCCCGCUCCUCUCAGGCAGCUCACCUCCAGGUGUGUCCGGCCAGCGUGGUGUGUUGCUCCAUGGAGUGGCUCCGAUGGCCGACUGAUGACACAAAUCCACACUGCAAUGACAUAGCCCUGCAAGAGAAGUUGCUGAAGGAAAAUGAGGGGCAGGGGGAGCCUCUGGACCUUGCCAUGACCCUGGUGGAUCAGUCAGAUCUUUAUGACCGCCUGAAAAUGAAGCCUCUCUAUCCAGAGCUGAUGGAGGAAGAAGAGGAGGAAAUAAAGGACGAGAAGAAAGAGGAGACGGCAGUGGGAGGGCUCGUCAAUGGUGUCACAGACAAAGAUACCAUAGAAGAGAAUAAUGUUGUUGAAGAGACAGUACUGAACAGUGUAGGGCAAUGCUCAGGCAUCAACAAAGAGAAAUACAACCUGUGUGAGAUGAUGUUCGGCAUGGAAAAAGGCGGCUGUGCUGUCGCUCAGGCAAACCAAGACAAUCCCAAACAAAAGCCAAAGCCUGGUGAGAGAGUGAAAGACAGAGACACAGAGAAAGAUCAUGCGGCUCCAGACACAAGUAAGACAGGACUGGCCCCUUGGCAGGAGGGGGUGCUGGAGCGCCUGGGGCAGGAGCUCACCCCGCAGGAGUACAACAUGUAUGUGGUGCAUCAUGGGCGCAUGCUGCUCACCUUCGGACAAAUCAAGGCCUGCACGCCGAGGGAGGAGGAUUUUGUGUAUGGCAGUCUGGAGCCUAUCCCAGUCCAGACCCUGCACUCUUUUAAGGUUCCUGAAAGCUAUCACUACAGCAGGCGGCGGAUCCAUCAGUACGACACGACUCGGCCUCCAGGCGAGCCUCGCAGCGUGGACACAUCAGACCUCAAAGUCAACGAAGAAGACUGGUUCAGUGAUGAAGCAGCAGCAACCCUGCUGGGCUACGCUGAGGUGGAGGUCAGGGGUCACAAGAUCAGUGAGUUAAAGGCAGCCGACGGGCUUUAUGUCGACGAGGGAACCCAAACGCACUCGUUCCGCAAAGCGCCGUUUAAAGCGAAGACGACCCUGGCGGAGGUGAUGGUGGACAGACCGCUAAAGCUUCGUCUUCAGCUGCAGUCAGAGAGAGUGAACAGCAGACAUAACAGAGCCAGCUCUGUCUUCACCUUCAUCUGUGGUCACUCCUUCCUCCGCAGAGAGUUCGCCACACAUUUCAGGAACGUCCACAGUGACAUCCAGACAGGUCUGAGUGGAUGGUUCGAACAGAGAUGCCCCCUAUCGUAUCUGGGAUGUACCUACAACCAGAGGAGGUUUCAGCCCUCCACACAUAAAGCCACUGUCUCCUACAAUAAACAGCUGAGGAGUUUCAGCUUGCGUCCAACACUGCGAGCAUCAGUAGGGGACGCCUCGCAGACAUCCAGCAGCUCAGUGGACUCCUCCGCCGCUCAGAGGAAGAGAGGUCGGGGAGGAGAGGACUCUCUGAGCUUGCUGCCCUACGAGGUGCUGUGCCACAUGGCCAGUUUCCUGGACAGCCUGUCCCUGUCCCAGCUGGCUCUGGUGUCCCAGCUGAUGAGGCAGGUGUGCUCCUCUCUGCUGCAGGAAAGAGGGAUGGUCACCCUCCACUGGGAGAAGAAGACCUACUCACAUGGAGGAGCCAAGUGGAGGGCCAAACCUGUAUGGGAGUUCAGUCACCUCUUCUCCUCAGUGGAUUCGUGGCAUAUGGCAGACAUCCCUCCAAUAUCAGUUCAUCUAAAAGUCUGUCCUUACUACGAAACUUCUCUACACAGUGAGCCUGUUCCCCUCCCCGGCAUGAGUGACAAACAGAAGUGCAGACAGGAAAGGCUCAGCCUCGUCGACCUAUUCACAGGAAACAGAUGGCAACAAUGAAAAAGAUCCUUUGAUUUGUAUCUUCUGUGUCAUUAUGCAUUUGUGUGUUAUUGAUACAAUGGCAGAUUGCACACCUAUAGGAAUAAUGUCUUAUUACCAGUAUGUCACAAAGAACUACACAGAGCAAAUAAAAUCAACCGGAACUUGUA
Messenger RNA from Etheostoma cragini (Arkansas darter), 2367 nucleotides. RefSeq names its product F-box only protein 40-like. Lineage: Eukaryota; Metazoa; Chordata; Actinopteri; Perciformes; Percidae. The transcript has 9 exons. Gene Ontology annotation, cellular component: cytoplasm. The record is from RefSeq and is a predicted model, not a curated record. Gene Ontology annotation, molecular function: protein binding; ubiquitin protein ligase activity; zinc ion binding. Bases 83 to 2218 code for a protein of 711 amino acids.